AUGAAUGACGAUAUCUUAAUUCAAAAAAUGAAAUGUGAAUUUAUGGAUCAUCCAAAAUAUAUUCCACCACCACCAUUAUUAUAUUCAAACAUCAAUAAUAAUAAUGAAAAUAUUUUUCAAAAAAGAAAUACACCAACCUCUUCACCUACCUCCUCUUCAACCCCAAGAAACAAUAUAUUAGAAUCACCAAGAUUCAGUAAUAAUGAAUAUAUAAAUAAUAUAAAUGUAAAUAAUGUAAAUAACAGCUAUAGUGGUAACAAUAACAUCAGUAUGAAUAAUAGUAACAAUAAUAUAAAUAAUGUAAAUAAUAAUAGAAAUAAUAAUAAUAAUAAUUGUAGUACUCCUCGUAAUAACUUACAUAUUAGUAUUAUUAAUAACAACAAUGACUUUGAUGAUAAACAACAACAACAACAACAACAACAACAACAACAACAACACUACUCAUACAAUAUAAAUAAAAUGACAAUUAAUAACAUUGAUAAUGCCUCGCCCAUUUCAAUAGGUCAAGUUAAUCCAUUUGCAUCUUUUCCUCCAUUCGUCCCAUCUAUCGAUAAAACCUAUCCAUAUGCACAAUAUGUUAAGGUUGAACAGAAUGAUCCUUAUGCAAACUAUAUUAUUACAAACCCAAUGGACCCAUCUCAAAUGGAAACAAUGAACGAAAAUGAAAAUUGUGUAGGCUUCGAAAAAUAUUUAAAGGUAUAUGAUAAAUUUGACAGCUACUACAGAAGUUUUUGUGUAUUUAAAAAGAACGAUGUACAAUUCCCAAUCAACGUUUCAUCAUUAUCAUUAUCAGUUCCAGGAACCCCAACAUCAUUUAGCCAUGGAAUGAAUUACUUAAACAAUUUUGAAUCCUUAAACAACACUAAUACAAUUAAUAAUGGUAUUUUCAACAAUAAUAACAAUAAUAGCAAUAAUAACAACAACAACAACAACAACAACAGCACCAGCAAUAAUAAUAAUAAUAUAAAAAAUAACAAUAUAAACGAUAUAAUAGACACAAACAUGGAUAGCAUGGACACAAGUUUUGAAACUCAAAGUUACAGAUAA
Molecule: messenger RNA, 1047 nt
Organism: Dictyostelium purpureum
Lineage: Eukaryota; Evosea; Eumycetozoa; Dictyosteliales; Dictyosteliaceae
Exons: 1
Coding region: 1-1047 (348 amino acids)
Source: RefSeq, a predicted model, not a curated record